This is a messenger RNA of Hyalella azteca, 3648 nucleotides long. RefSeq names its product GPI mannosyltransferase 4-like (gene PIG-Z). Gene Ontology annotation, cellular component: endoplasmic reticulum membrane. Lineage: Eukaryota; Metazoa; Arthropoda; Malacostraca; Amphipoda; Hyalellidae. Gene Ontology annotation, biological process: GPI anchor biosynthetic process. The coding region runs from base 51 to 3068 and encodes 1005 amino acids. The record is from RefSeq and is a predicted model, not a curated record. The transcript has 3 exons. Gene Ontology annotation, molecular function: alpha-1,2-mannosyltransferase activity.
UACCUAUUUAGGUUUGAAAAUUAUGUAGUGUUUAACAAUUCAUUUCCGAAAUGCCGUCUGGUCGUAGAGGACGCAAGAAAGGCGGACGCCUCCCUAGCCAAGUAGAGCGAGGUGGUUCAGACAUGAGCAGUGAUUCUAUAAUUACGGCAAGAAACUCAUGCGACCUCAGCAAUGAUUUUGCCACUGACAGUAGAGCGGCGUGUGUUCUAGUUAGCAGUUGCACUUCAGACGUUGAUCUUCCUGACACUAGACAAAAUUGUACAACCGUCUAUGAGUCUGCCAAGUCGGGUACCACUCAAUUGUUCAAUGGUGAGCGGGAAGCGUUCAUGCCCGAGUCUACUUCAGACUUAGUUGUCAGUCGAGACUGCCGUGAAAUAAAUACAAAAGUAACAACAGCGUUGGCAUGCAACCAGAAUGUAAAUGCCUCGCAAAUCAGUCUUCAUCAUACUAAGAAUUCUGCUUUCAAUGACUGUGGAAAAUUUGGAGAAGCAACCACGAAGAAAUCGAAAGCGAAAUACUCGUCCAAUGAUUCUUUAAAAGAAAAUUUACUGCUGAAUGAUGAUGGUCAGCACGGCCUUGCGGAUUCAUGUCCAACUCCUGACAUCGAUGACGAAUGUAAUUUAAAUUCGAUCAAGUCCUGUGGUUCACUCACACCAAACGUCAAAGACUGCCUCGAUUCCCACAAGGCACAAACGACCAGUAAUCUAGAUUUAAACUCUUCUAAAUAUAAUCGCGUUGCAACAUCUGACUCAUCCAGCGCUGUUGCUGAUAAAAAUGUAAAUCCACCAAUAUUUGAGCACUGUCAGAGGGGGAAAAAAUUAUCCGUAAAAGAUUGCCAGGAUUCAAGCUCGCCGGAAAACGAGUUAAAACGCUCCUUGAACUCUAAUACGUCGAAGACAUCAAAAGUUAAUCCAGCUUCUGGUGGAAAACUUCGGCAACGUGUGAUGUUCAGAGCUGUCAACGAUGUCGGCGAUCCAGUUAAAGUUGAGGAGUCGUCGGCUACUGAGUUUAAACGCAAGCAGCAGUGGGUGAUAAACGCCCGCGCCUGGGACAGUCCCUUGUGGUGGUGCUUGCUGGCGCUGCUGCGUCUGUCGCUUGCCGGCUUCCAGACGAGCUACCUCCACCCUGACGAGUUCCAUCAGUCGCUCCAAGUUCGAGCUCGUGAUUUGCUGCAAAUUGAAGGCCAGAAGCCGUGGGAGUUCACUAGUGCUUCUCCCAUCCGUUCGAUCGCCUUCUCAGGCAUAGUAUCAUUGCCGUACAGCGUCCUACGCAGCCUCAACCCGUAUACCGUCUACUACUUCGACUGGACUCUGCUCACUCCUCAGAUGCUGCUUCUCACUCCGCGGCUUCUCAUGACUUUUCUGUCGUUCAUCGCCGACUGGUGCAUUUACAGAAUAGCACGUAUGUGUUACGUGCGACCGUGGCAGUGUAUGGAGGUGUUCGCAAGUUCGUACGUCAUGCUUGUGUACGGAACGCGCACGCUUUCCAACACCUUCGAACUUAUCCUUACGUGCGUGGUGCUCUGGAGAGUCAGUGUUUCUAUUGUCGAGAGCACCAAAGUUAUUCGUAGAGAGACUCUAAUUGAUGAUAUGUAUCAGUCGGCCGAGGAGAUGAAACAUAAGGUACGAUUGGUGAGACUGCGCAGUAGUUUGCCACCAUACAAUUACGUCGACAGCUUCAUUUUGUCAGUUGUUGUCACUUAUGGCGUGUUUGUUCGGCCUACAUUCCUCGUGUACUCAUUCAUUCCCAUGGCUUAUUGGCUACAGCGCGGCAUCGUCACAAAAGAACUUGGUUUUAAGUAUUUUAAUCUUCGGAUCCUGAGUCUCUUACCCGGGAUCAUAUUAACGUUCUUAAUCUGUGUCUUAGCUGACUCAUUUUACUACGAAAGUCUGACCGCAAAAGAACUUGUAUUUGGCAAUGUUACUGCCAGCUCAUUCAUCGUCACUCCCCUCAACUUCUACGCCUACAACGCCAAGACCGAGAAUGUGGUGUCGCAUGGAGAACAUCCCCAUUUCCUGCACAUGCUUGUGAACCUUCCUCUCUUGCAUGGCGUGCUGGCCUUCGUCGGGCUCUACCACAUGUCUCUUUUUGUGUCGCGCGUUUUCGGCACAGGCAGCAUCGCCCGUAAGCCUAAAGUCUACAGCCUGGCAACCAUGCUGAUGUUGUCGUUCAUUGUUCCUGUGAUGAUUUUGUCCGCCGUGCCUCACCAAGAGGCUAGGUUUCUCUUGCCAACUCUUCCACCGCUUGUCCUUCUUCAUUCAGAUAAAGUCAGCCUUCAUAAUUUCUUCAAGUUACGAUUCUCUAAACAUUUCCUUUUCCUCAUGUGGCACUCGUGGAAUAUAUUUUGUGUAGUUUUCUUUGGAUUUCUUCACCAAGGUGGAGUAACCAACGCAGUCAUUGGUGUGCACGAAUACAUUCAAAGCAAACCGCAUAAUUUUGACAAGCCAAUCCACGUGUACUUUUCUCAUAUGUACACACCUCCAACUUUCCUACUCAUGAGGAAAAUUGAAGUUGUUGCAUCGACCUCAGAAGGCAGAAAGUUCAGAGUUCCUAGGACGAUUUACAGCCAUCACUUGAGUGGCUCUACAAAUUCCUCUCAGCUCAGCUCGUUGCUCCACGCUCAACUUCUGAACAGCACCCACGUGUACAAUUCAAUGCCUGACGCCGGGGAUAACAUGACAGCAGAAGUAAUAAUUUGUUUGCCCGGCAGCGUUGCAACGGAUUUUCUUGACCACGUACGACAAGAUGUCGUUGGAACAAAUCGCCAGGGCGGAUUGCGACGUACUAAAGCUGACUGCUCUGCUCAAGCCGGCUGCUCUUGUAGCGAUUAUGAAACAAGUGGUACAUGCAGCGGCGAUGAAACGGGCUCAAUGAUGGCCGCUAAUGGUAGCAAAGGCCUGCGUCUCGAGUUGAUAUCAAGGCAGCCCCUGCAUGUGAGUUUUGAACAUCUGCCGUCUUCUUAUCUUCGUGUUACGCCAGACUGUGACCAGAUAUGCGCUGCCCGACGUAAGAUCCACGAAUUUAGUAUGGAAACUUAUCGAGUAACAUUCCGUGAGGAGAUGAAAUGAAACUGCUGAUCAAUGUUGAGUAAUUUGGUAACUUGUUCCAUCAUUCCUAUUUAUUACUAAGAAAUGAGAAUUUUUGUCUAGUCCUAAUCUCGAGGUUGUUGCAUCUUACUUUUUAGAUUAUAGAUUUAAGCUGUGGCAAUUUUAGCCUCUGAUUUCUAGUCAUGAAUUUCUACAAGAUAAUUAGCAUCAGCCCUUAGAUAAGAUCUACUUAGAAGGGAAGUUAGAAGCGAUUUUAUUUUUCUGACAAUAUGAAUUCAGGUGUCAAAAAUGGUCAAGAUAGUUUCUGCUUAACCUGUUUGAUUCACAAUAGUUAAUAAACAUAAUCGCUCUUCAACUAUGGAAUGUCCAGUCCUGGGUUUAUAUUUCACUUCAAUGCUCGUUGAAAAAUUAGAAUUUUACUUCUGACGUUUCCAUUUAUGAUUUGAAUUAGUUCGAAUUUCGUAUCGUGGAACGAAAAUUGUAAUUAUCUAAGAAUCUAUCUGCUGCUUAAUUGUUAUACUAAGUUUCAGGAUAUAUUGGCCGUUGCUGAAAUUACGUUGACCAUCGAAGGUUCGCUAGCGGCUAGUUGUUGAAUUCUCAA